Plectropomus leopardus (leopard coralgrouper) is the source of this 1118-nucleotide messenger RNA. It is a transcript of the gene parapinopsina, whose product is annotated as parapinopsin a. Gene Ontology annotation, molecular function: G protein-coupled receptor activity. Gene Ontology annotation, cellular component: membrane. The record is from RefSeq and is a predicted model, not a curated record. Lineage: Eukaryota; Metazoa; Chordata; Actinopteri; Perciformes; Serranidae. Gene Ontology annotation, biological process: G protein-coupled receptor signaling pathway; visual perception.
AUGCAGCACCUUUCCCUGAAUGAUGGAAACUCAUCAUCGUCUCACAGCUCAGUCAACACAGAGGUCCUGUCUCGGACCGGCUACACAAUACUGUCCAUUAUCAUGGGUGUGUUCUCUUUGGCGGGGAUCAUCCUCAAUGUCCUGGUGAUCGUGGUGACGGUGAGACACAGACAGCUGAGGCAGCCGCUCAGCUACGCCCUGGUGAACUUGGCCGUAUGUGACCUGGGCUGUGCAGUAUUUGGAGGUCUGCCCACCACAGUAACCAGUGCCAUGGGAUACUUCAGCCUGGGACGUCUGGGCUGCACGUUAGAGGGCUUUGCUGUAGCCUUUUUUGGUAUAGCAAGUCUGUGUACAACAGGAGUAAUUUCUGUUGAACGCUACAUAGUGGUGUGUUAUCCCAUGGGUGCUGUCUUGUUCCAGACCAGACAUGCUGUUGCUGGAGUGGUGCUGUCUUGGCUGUGGUCGUUUGUGUGGAACACACCACCUCUGUUCGGCUGGGGAAGCUAUGAGCUGGAGGGUGUCAACAUCUCCUGCGCCCCUAACUGGUACAACCGGGAUGUCGGAAACAUGUCCUACAUCAUCAUGUACUUUCUCCUUUGCUUUGCUGUGCCCUUUUCCAUCAUCAUGGUGUCUUAUUUACGACUUCUGUGGACCCUCCACCAGGUGACCAAGCUGCAGGUAUCUGAGGCUGGCAGCACAAACUGCAUGGAGGUGCAAGUGGCACGCAUGAUAGUGGUGAUGGUGUUGGCCUUCCUUGUGACUUGGCUGCCGUAUGCUGCCAUGGCCCUCGCUGUCAUCCUGGACCCCAGUUUAAAUAUCAACCCCAUCAUCGCUACAAUACCUGUUUACUUGGCUAAAAGCAGCACCGUCUACAACCCCAUAAUAUAUAUUUUCAUGAACAGACAGUUUCGAGGAUACGCUGUUCCCAUUGUCCUGUGUGGAUGGAAUCCGUGGGCCUCAGAUCCACAGACAUCUGAAGAUGAGACCACAGUUGCUUCACCCAACAAGAACCAAAGAGUCUCACCGAAAGAAUCUUUGAAAGAAUAAAAGUCUCCCCUUUGUGUCAUUAUGAGGCAGCACCUGAUCAUCAGAAUUACUGGACUGCAAGGAAAUUUUAA